Molecule: messenger RNA, 2613 nt
Organism: Lolium rigidum
Lineage: Eukaryota; Viridiplantae; Streptophyta; Magnoliopsida; Poales; Poaceae
Exons: 20
Coding region: 1-2613 (870 amino acids)
Biological process (GO): poly(A)-dependent snoRNA 3'-end processing; nuclear polyadenylation-dependent rRNA catabolic process; nuclear polyadenylation-dependent snoRNA catabolic process
Cellular component (GO): nuclear exosome (RNase complex); nucleolus
Molecular function (GO): nucleotide binding; 3'-5'-RNA exonuclease activity; nucleic acid binding
Source: RefSeq, a predicted model, not a curated record
AUGCCAAGAGCUCGCAGAGCUCAGGAGUUACAGGAGGAUGCGGAAGCGCGGGACAGAUGGCAGGUUGCUUCCAGCAAGAAGAAGAGGAGGAAUAUGGCAAGAGCUCAGGUCUCUCUUUCCGACAAGAAGAAAGAGACGAAGACGGAGAUGCAUAUGUCAGAGGAAGUAUUUUGGACAGGUGAGGCUUUUGGGGGUUCUGGCCCCGUGACAAAGGCCCCCAGCACUCCUAUUCCACGACCGCAGGAUGUGUACCACAUUGUGGUGGACAACACCAACAAGCCAUUCGAGCAUCCCUUGCUUGAGAAGAGCCCUGAUGCUGGUGCCCCUGCCCGUCCCACACACCCACUGGAAAAACUCCCUGUGGAGCAACUAUUUGACAGGCGUGUUCCUCAAAGCCCGCCAUUAAAACCACCUGAGUUGAGUGACACUCCUUUUACAUUUGUUCAAGACCGGAAAACCUUGAACAAGCUGGUGAGGAAGCUGAAGAACGCAACUGAGUUUGCUGUCAAUGUGGAAUACAACCACUUUAGGUCUUUUCAGGGUCUCACCUGCCUAAUGCAGAUUUCAACUAGAACUGAGGACUUUAUUGUGGACACUCUUAAGCUCCGCAAAUAUCUUGGUGAGAGGUUAAGAGAAGCUUUUCAAGAUCCAACUAAGAAAAAGGUAAUGUACGGGACCACUCGUGAUAUUAUGUGGCUUCAACGUGAUUUUGGAAUAUAUAUAUGCAACCUUUUUGACAUAGGACAGGCUUCAAGAAUCUUACAGAUGGGCCAUGUUAGCCUGAAGCAUCUUUUGCUUAGUUUCUGCGGAGUGAUAGCAAAAAAAAGAUGUCAGCGUGCAGAUUGGAGGCAGAGGCCACUUCCUGAUAGAAUGACCAAGUGUGCUAGAGAAGUUACACACUAUCUGCUGUACAUAUAUGACUUAAUGCGUUUGAGGUUGAUGAAUGAGUCUUCAGGUGAAAAUGAUCUUCUUUUGGAGGUUUGCAAGUGUAGCAAUGAAAUCUGCUUGCAACUAUACGAGAAGGAGCCACCGACUGAUAAAUCAUACCUUCACAUACAUGGGCUUAAAGAGAAUGAAUUGAGCGCAAGGCAGCUUGCAGUUCUCGCUGGCCUGUAUCAAUGGAGAGAUAGUGUUGCUCGUAUUGAGGAUGAGAGCACUGCUUAUAUAUUACCCAGCAAGACUCUACUUGAGAUAGCGAAGCAGAUUCCUGUGACCGCUAGGAGGUUUAAAAGAACUGUGGAAGCAAAAAAUAAAUUUCUUGAUCACCAUCUCGGCCAUGUCAUUACUAUCAUCAGAAAUGCUGUUACUAAUUCUGAUUCUUUUGAAAAUAUAGCCGAGCAACUAAAGAAAGAAAGGCUGGAGGAGUUAAUGGUGGCAGAUACAAAGAGCAGUAGUGAAGACACGGAAACAAUUACUGCUGUUGAUGCUGAUAAUAAUGAAAGUAAUUCUCAUUCGAGUGAUGAACCUGCUUUAGUUCCAGGAUUUUCAAGCGAGCAGGGACAUGUACCAAAAGCUCCCUUCUUUACUCUUAUAGUUGAUGGGUCCUUAGAUUGUUCAGCCAUAUGUGGCACUCUCAAGAAGGUUCUGAAGUGGAUGGGAUUUGAUCAGCUGACUAUGGUCAUCAUGUAUAAAAUUAUUCCAUUUAUGAAAAGUUGUCCUGAAGAGCUUCGGCCAAAGUUGGUACAUGAAAUACUAGAGCCAGUCUUUCACUAUCUUCACACCAAGCUUUAUAAGUCAUGGUGUGCACUUUUGCACGAUGGUGCAGUGGAAGUUCCUGAUAAAAUUGCUGACAUUUUCUCAUCGAAGGAAGAAGCUAAUAAAUUAGGAUUGAGUCUUAUUAUUCAGUUGACCCGUGCAGCAUCAGAAUUGCUCGCUGUAAUAGCAUGUCCACAAUUAUAUGGAUCUUCAGAGUUUCUUUGUUCAAGAUCUCUUGUGGGGUAUGUUCUAUGCCAUGAUGUCCUUAGGCUUGAAGUGCUGAGUUUAAUUUACUACAUCUUUGGAGCAUGGAAUGUUGAUGAAGCAAAGAUGACAUUGGUUCCACUUUGUUACAAAGUCAUGGAAGUUGCUACUGCUACACGUCAUGAUGCCAUUAUAUCUUUUGUUGAAGAUAUGAUUCCUCAUCUAAUUCAGUGGUUACCUUUCGAGUCAAGUUUGGAGGGCACUCAACCUGGUGAUGUGAUAAUUAAAGAUCUUUGUUAUCAGGCAUUUCGCUGUGUUCAUUGUCCAAAUCAGGAUUUAGCGUGUGAAGAAAAACCCAAGGACAGGAUUUACGAAGUCUUUCAAAGUUGGCUCAAACAGAAAAAGUUGGUUGUUGGCCGUAGAAAAAAAUCAAUGCAUGAACUGGAAGAAUUUGUGUGGAUAUGGGAGGUUGAAGAAGAAUUUAGUAAAUAUAUUCCAGGUUAUAUCGACAUGUUGCAUCAAGUGAAUGAAAUGGAUGACUGCUUGGAGCGCGAUUCUUCUUCACCGCGGGUUCUCUUUGAGAAAUUAGAUCCUAAAUUUGUAUCCAAAUAUGCUAUUGGUAGCCCUUCUCAUGAUUACCUCUGGGCCAUGUCCGCUAUGGUGAAGCGCAAAAUGUCUGCGAUGCAUUGGCAGAGACGGAAUGAUAAAAUGUAA